AACACCUGGGUGCUUCAGUGCUCUUCCCACUUUCUCUGUUCCGAUUCCAAGUCAACCAUGAAGGUAUUGAUGGUCCUGUCCUCGCUGCUGGCUGCUGCCCUCGCCGCAGGCGAUGCCAAAACUGACGCUGCCGUCGCCAAGUUCCAGGCCACCGUCAAAGCCCAGGUCGAUGUCCUUUUCAAAACCUCCGACACCAACGGGGACGGAAAAUUCGACCAAGCUGACAUGUCCUCCAUCUUCACUGAAUACGAUGCCAACAAGGACGGCUCAGUUAGUGAACAAGAAUUCCAGACCCGCUUCUCUGGGAGCCAGGGCGGCCUCUCUGUCAUCGGCAAAGGCCUCUUCCUGGAGCUGGACAUGGACAAGAGCAAGGCCAUCACCGCGUCCGACAUCAACCUUUACUUCAAGAAGAUAGACCAGAACGAUGAUGGUAACGUCAGUAAGCAUGAGUUUGAGCAAUAUUUCACCCAGCUCUUCACAAUCCUGUACAUUCUCCAGGCUAAAGCUGCCCAGGGUGUUACCACAGCAGUGUAACCACGUCGCUAUCUGUAGCAUUAUCCAGGAUCAAAAUAAACGAUGAACGCCUC
Molecule: messenger RNA, 587 nt
Organism: Haliotis rufescens (red abalone)
Lineage: Eukaryota; Metazoa; Mollusca; Gastropoda; Lepetellida; Haliotidae
Exons: 6
Coding region: 58-534 (158 amino acids)
Molecular function (GO): calcium ion binding
Source: RefSeq, a predicted model, not a curated record